Caenorhabditis elegans is the source of this 418-nucleotide messenger RNA. It is a transcript of the gene F39B3.7, whose product is annotated as Activin_recp domain-containing protein. Lineage: Eukaryota; Metazoa; Nematoda; Chromadorea; Rhabditida; Rhabditidae. Bases 1 to 399 code for a protein of 132 amino acids. The transcript is spliced from 3 exons. The record is from RefSeq and is marked reviewed.
AUGAGCCGCUUUCGUGGCCUCUUGAAAAGUGUACUGGUCUCCUUAACAAUCAUUGGUACGUACCAACAAGUACAAAUCAAGUGCUAUGACUGUGUGACUCCACUUGGAGUGGACGAUGCGACCGAGUUCUGUAAUGCCAGCUUGUACUGCAAAGGGAUGUACUGCACCAAAGGACCGGACGCCUUGUCAAACGGAAUCUACCACGGAUGCAUGGACAACCCGCCAAUUGAUACAGCUGGAGCUACCUGCAAAGUUGUCACAAACUCCCUGGGCACUCACUCCAAUUGCUUCUGCAAGAACAUCGACUUUUGCAACGAGACACCAGCAGCCCGUGAGAGUCACCUAUUACUCAUCUUUGUGCUCAUCAUCCUGACCUUUUUCUACAUUUUCUCACAAUAAAGCAAAGUGAAUCUGUUAA